AUGAGCAUAUUCCAGCAGCCUGAAGAGCGCGUCGGACCUGCAUUCAAGAUCCCCGAAGUGCUCGACUCGAUAUGCGUUUAUCUCGACGACCCAGACCUCGUCAAAAUGGCCUGUGCCUCAAAGAGCUUCACAGACGUGUGCAUGAAAAUCCUUUGGGAAUCUCCUGUAUUUGAUGGGUCGCCGUUGGUCAGGAUGAGCCGGCUGUUCCCAGAGGAUGUAGGGAAGCACCUAGGCCAAGGACUGCGUCCGGGUGCGAGAAUCCCCCCGGGGGCAUUCGAGCGAUUCGACUACUAUGCUGGACUUAUCCGGUCACUCCAUCUGUGGCAUCCCGAAGAGGAGGCCGCCAUCGCCAGAGUGCUGACCGAUAGCCGGCCAGGGCUAUGGCUCUUCCCAGGCUUGGUCGACCUCGAUCUAGGCGCAUCAACCGAAACGCUCCGAACAGCACCGUUCUACUUCAGCCCGUCUAUACUCUCUCUCCGACUCAACCACUGGGACCUCAAUGGCAUGCGCGAGCUCUCGGCGACGGAGGACGUGAAGCGCUCGCUCUUGCGCGCAUGUGCUUUCCCAAAACUCGAGAAACUCGAUUUGGCAGACGCGCUCUACACGCGCCUGGAGAAUGAUGGGGACCUUGUGGAAGCGUUCACCGACAUUGCACGGAGGGUGUACGAUUGUCGUGCACUUUCGUUCCUCACUGUUCCGGGCGUGUUCGCUGCCCUAGCAGGGAACAUGAGGCUGCAUACGGUGUAUCUGAACCUGGUUGAUAAACAACGACACCACGAGCAUUUGCACGUCAUCCUCUCCCGGCUUAGGGACGAUUUCAUUGCUCUGCGCAAGCUCGGGCUCGCCUGUUCGGCAAAGCACGCCGUACGCAUGUUGCAAGAGACACGGCGCGCAUACGAGCACAUCGAUCUGCAAGUUGAUACACCCAUCGAGGGUGUUCAGCUCCAUGAGAUUGCUGUCGCCCUCUUCCUAUCGAGCAAUGGCCUGCGCUAUUUCCGGCUGCUCACAUCGGCUCACCUUUUCUGCGAUGUCGACCCUCCUUUACGGCUAUCUGAAGCGUUCCAGCCUCUACAGAGCUGUCGCAUGUUGAAACAUUUUGAGCUGGCAUUAAUGUUUGAUGAAACACAUAUGAUGCGAGAUGUCGAGCUCGUGGGAUUCUUCAGGCUUUGGCCGGAAUUGCGCGUCUUCGUCUUGAGAUGCGACACGGAUGGUGACAGGGCAGUGGGGGAUGAUGAUGAGGGGAGCUAUAGUGGAUCUGAGAGCUUGAGGGAGAAUGGUAUCACCCUCUUCCCUCUAACAGCGGCAGCACGUCAUUGCCCGCGGCUGCAUACCCUCUCACUGCCAUUUGUCCAGACGUCGGAGAUUCCAAGCACGGAAGGCAUCGAGCGCGUUGAUGGGAGCGUCGCCAUACGCUUGAACAAGAGUCAUGUGCAUAACCAUCAGGAGGUAGGGGAGUUCAUGGCCAGGUUGUGGAGGGAGACAUAUCUCUCUCUGGGUGGGUGUGUGCAUCUUGAGGGGAUGACAAUGAGAUUGUGA
Dacryopinax primogenitus is the source of this 1536-nucleotide messenger RNA. RefSeq lists its product as uncharacterized. NCBI's taxonomy places the organism in Eukaryota, Fungi, Basidiomycota, Dacrymycetes, Dacrymycetales, Dacrymycetaceae. The coding region runs from base 1 to 1536 and encodes 511 amino acids. The transcript has 2 exons. The record is from RefSeq and is a predicted model, not a curated record.